Molecule: messenger RNA, 2610 nt
Organism: Rotaria sp. Silwood1
Lineage: Eukaryota; Metazoa; Rotifera; Eurotatoria; Philodinida; Philodinidae
Source: the annotation of a GenBank genome assembly
GGCAAGUUUCGAAAACAAACGGGUACCAAUCUGAAUUUUUGAUAUGUGAUACAACUUUUGAUUCUCUACAGAAUAGUAAAAAAAGCGUACCUUCGACGCGAAACAGACUCUCUCCUAAAUGAUGAUUUUUCAAUAGGAAACGAAAGUUUCGAUUGAUUUUCAUGACUAUAACAUGUUUAUUAAGCAAAACGAAUGUGAUAUUCGGAAUCAGCACUAAAAACUGCAUCGAAUCAAAUUUAUUUUCGAGUAUUUUUUUUCUAUGAAAAAACUGACCUGUACUCCCCCACAGCUAUAUCUUUUUCCGUGGCCCCCACGGGUGAAUUUUUCAUAGAAAAAAAAUUUGAUUCGAUGCAGUUUUUAACGCUGAUUUUCGAAUAUCACAUUUAUUUUGCUUAAUAAACGUAUUACGGUCAAUUCUGACCAGUGCCUCGGUACCUUGGUCCUCUCGUCGACUCUCUCUUAAAAAGACUUUGUUUUAGUGGAAAAAAUUUUUGUUUUUUUUGUGCAAUCGAACUCAAACUAUGGUAGGGCAUACCAACGAUGAAUUGACAAUAACUUCACUAUCGACAUUGUCAUCAUCAAUGAUUAUUACUCAUCAUGAAUAUUUUGAACCGUAUCCAACUGUUAAAGAUUGGUUUAAAAAAAAGAUCAAUAAUCUUAAAGACAAAAUCAAACAUUAUUUUCUAUCCUAUUUACCAUUUCUCAAUUGGAUCUAUCGAUAUAAUUUCGGGUGUGGGUGUGGGGUGUGGGUAGAGUCCGGCGGUUCCAAUCUUAUUGGAACCGAGAACCGAACCGGAUCCGAAAUUUUUUCAGUUUCUCAGAUCCGGAUUUGGAACCGGAUCCGUGAAAUAAAAACGGAUCCGACCGGAACCGGAUCCGUUGGAACCGAAAAUUUUUUUCAGGACGACUAGAGUCAUCUAUGUUUAAUCGUUCUUGAAUCACUGUUGAACAAAAAAAUUUUCAUCCAUUCCCGAUAUAGAAUGUUAAUUGUAAACAAACAGAAAGAAACAAAGAAUUUAGUUGUAUACACUUAUAGAGAGAGUCAACAAUAGUUUAUUAUUUUGUAAUUUAUUUUUUAGAUUUUGUGUGAAGACAUCACCGGUGUGUAAGAAAAUUAUUAUUAAUGGAAUGGACGAUUCCUCAUUGACAAAAGAAAAAAUUAUACAGUUGAUCAGGAAUUAUGAUGCAAGUUUAACAUUUGUAAAACCCAAAACAUCAUCAUCUCCAGUUUGGUCUUCUUUCAGUUAUGUCUUUAUUAGUAAUCGAAAAAAAGAUUUUGUUUGUUGCGAUAAAUGCAAAGAUGUUCGACAUCAUAAAUCAGACUCUGGCACAAGUAAUAUGAUCAAACACAUCAAAUCAUGUCAAACAACCAGCAAAGAUAUUCCAAAUGCUUCUCUUACUAUUAAAGAAUAUCUUCGUUCUAAAACUGCUCAACCUAUUUCAAGAAUAUUCAAAGAAAAAAUUACAGAUGCAACUGUUGAAUUUGUUGCUGUAGAUAAUCGUGCAUUUGAACUUGCAUCUGGUGACGAGUUUAUUAAUUUAGCUCAAACAAUAUUCAAUGUUGGUCAAGAUUUAUCUAAGACACCAGGUGUUAAUGUUUUGGAUUUAAUACCGAAUCCAAGAACUGUAAGUGUCAGUUUUUGCGGUAUUGCUCUUUUCUAUUUAAAUGAUGAAUUAAAAUUACAUGUCUUUAUUUUAGGUUGUUUUCCCUAUGAUCGUGAUAAUCAAACAGCAAGUCAAAUUCGUCAAUUUGUUGACAGUAAAUUACUGGAAUUCAAUUUAACCUUAGAUAAUAGUAAAUUCAUACAAUUGGAACAUUGUUUUACCACAGAUGUUAUUGAUGAAGUUCCAGUUAAAUGCGAAAUUGUUCAACAAAUGUAUGUACGAAAAAUCGUAUCCCAUACCAGAAGAACACAUAAACAAACAAAAUUAUCUCGUAAACUUCAAUCAUAUUGUGAUACACGGUUCAAUGGUGCUUUUCUUAUGAUGGACGUGCUCUUAUUGGUGUUCGACGAAUUACCUGGUGUUUUAGAACGAGCUCUUAUGAAUGAUUAUGAAUCAAUAGAUAAAGAUUUACUUUCAUGUAUUUGCUUAUUCCUUAAACCAUUUGAGGAAGUAAUUGAACAAUUUAGUUCUGAUACAAAACCAACAAUAUAUAAAGUUUUACCGUUUAAACAAUAUUUAUUGAACCACUGUAAAAUUCAUCCUGAUGAUCAUGAUGGAAUUCAACAAGUUAAAACAUUUCUGGAAAAACGUAUUCAAGACGUUUGGAUUAUACAUGAUAUACAUUACAUCACCACAUUUUUACAUCCAUCAUUUAAAAAUUUCGAUAAAUGUUCUGAUUUUCGCGCAAAAGUUGUUGAUUUAACAAAAAAUGAAUUGAUGAAGCGCCAACCAUCAUCAUCUAUUAUCUGCUCAACAAACAAUAAAUCAUCUGCUCGUAUAGUUGAACUUGAUCCUCAAACAUCGUCGCCAAAAACUCUUCUUUCACAAUGUUUUGAUACACCAAAAAAUGACUUAAAAUUGCCAACAACACCUUAUGAUGAAUUAGAAGAAUAUAUUGCAUUAAAUGUUAGAUUAAGUGAGAAUGAUGAUAUUUUAUUAUUUUGA